Molecule: messenger RNA, 1661 nt
Organism: Prosopis cineraria
Lineage: Eukaryota; Viridiplantae; Streptophyta; Magnoliopsida; Fabales; Fabaceae
Product: glycine-rich cell wall structural protein
Source: RefSeq, a predicted model, not a curated record
AUGGCGAAGCUGACAUGCAAGUUUGAGAGGGAAGAGGUCCCCGAGCAGCUAGCAAGGCAUGUGAGGAGCGAUGGGGAAGAAGCACAGCAUUAUUGUGAUGUUAGGGUUUGCUGCUGCUGCUGCUGCUGCAUCCAUGUUUUUGCGACCAACGUGUUCGCAAGAAAUGUGGCAAAUGUGAGGCGUGACGAAGACGAGAAGUUCCAGACUGUCGGGAAGGAAGGGUCCUUCGGUGGUGGAGUCGGGGGAGGCGGUGGAUUUGGGGGUGGGUUCGGUGGCGGUGCCGGAGGGGGUUUUGGAAAGGGAGGAGGCAUAGGUGGUGGGAUAGGUAAGGGCGGGGGCUUUGGAGGUGGUGCGGGUGGUGGUUUCGGAAAAGGUGGCGGUAUAGGAGGUGGUGCCGGUGGUGGUUUUGGGAAGGGUGGCGGUGCUGGUGGUGGUAUAGGUAAAGGAGGAGGUUUGGGAGGCGGUCAUGGAGGUGGGAUUGGAGGAGGAGGAGGCUUAGGAGGUGGUCAUGGCGGCGGAAUUGGUGGUGGAAUAGGUAAGGGAGGGGGUUUAGGAGGUGGUCAUGGAGGUGGGAUUGGAGGAGGAGGAGGCUUAGGAGGUGGUCAUGGCGGCGGAAUUGGUGGUGGAAUAGGUAAAGGAGGGGGUUUAGGAGGUGGUCAUGGUGGUGGGAUAGGUGGAGGAGGAGGUCUAGGUGGUGGGCAUGGCGGAGGUUUUGGGAAGGGUGGCGGAAUUGGUGGUGGAAUAGGUAAGGGAGGGGGUUUAGGAGGUGGUCAUGGUGGCGGGAUAGGUGGAGGAGGAGGUCUAGGUGGUGGGCAUGGCGGAGGUUUUGGGAAGGGUGGCGGAAUUGGUGGUGGAAUAGAAGGAGGAGGUUUAGGAGGUGGUCAUGGUGGCGGGAUAGGAGGAGGAGGAGGUCUCGGAGGUGGGCACGGUGGCGGCAUAGGUGGAGGAGGAGGACUAGGAGGCGGGCACGGUGGUGGAAUCGGAAAAGGUGGUGGCUUUGGAGGUGGCAUUGGAAAAGGCGGAGGUAUUGGAGGUGGUGGAGGUUUUGGAAAAGGUGGCGGUGGCGGUGUGGGGGGUGGAGCUGGAGGGGGCGGAGGUGCGGGAGGUGGCAUUGGGAAUGGUGGUGGUAUUGGUGGCGGCGGCGGCUUCGGAAAAGGCGGUGGCCUUGGGGGUGGCAUUGGCAAGGGAGGAGGAUUUGGAGGUGGCUUUGGAGGGGGUAGUGGUGGCGGCGUCGGAGGGGGCUUUGGUGGUGGAUUUGGUGGAGGAGCAGGAGGCGGGGGUGGAGGCGGUGGAGGAGGCGGUGGUGGCGGCGGCAUCGGACACCACUGAACUUCGUCACGUUGUAUGCAACCAAUUAAUGAAUGGCAAAAUCUCUCAAGUAAUCAAAUAUUAUGAUAUGUUAGUAAAAAAAAAAAGAAAGAAAUUCAAAUGUUAUGGUAUAUUAUCACUGUAUUACAUGUACUUCUAUAGUAUUAUUGCAACUAUCGGGGGGAAGUUUCUGGGAGGUCUAGAUGAGUGAGAAUUAAAAUGGCAAAGGAGAGGCAAUGGUGUUGAUUUUUCUGUACCUGUUAAUUCUUAGUGAAGAUUAUUUACAGUUGUACGUUCUUCUGGAAAUGGCCCCUUUUUUGUACAAUAACCGGAAUGAUGUUAUUAGUUUUUUA